AUGACCCAGCCCAGCGGCGGCACGCGCGCACUCAGUAUCAUGCAGGAGCUGCGUCAGCUCCGGGGAAAAGUCUGCAUGUUUUCAGAGAAGAAUCGCGAGCUGGCCAAAGCGCUGACUACAACCAAGCAGGAGCUUACAAAAGCUCGAGCGGCUAAGAGCACUGUUUUUUCGGACAAAGUGGUGGAAUGGAUGGAGGCGCGAUACAAACUUGCUGAGGUGCAGGACAAGGCGACUCAAUGCAACUUCGAGGAUCUGGACAAAGGCGCUCGUGCGAUCUUGGAAAACACGCACUUCGAGCCGGAUCCACCACUCUCUCCAGUUCGGAACUGUAGAUCCACUUACUCUGAACCGCGAGUGCUUCUUGCGGCGACGUAUCCGAGAGCUUCAGUGGCUUUAGAGCAACCAAUGAUCAUAGAGGAGAACGAAACCUCAACAGAAAGUGAAGAUGCAAUGGCGACUAUCUCUAAAACAAGCAGACGGAACAGUGUAACAACAGCAAAUGUUGUGUCCACAAAUCACGUUACCACCAGUUCGAAACGAACAGGCUCGCAGGCUGGUGUGAAGUGGCGACUACGCCAGCGAGAUACCGACAUGUCGUACGUCGAGCCCAAGCUCAACACGAAACUCCGGCGGGGAGAUUACUAUGGCUUAGGCAAUCGAACAGGCCAGACGAUUCCUCGGCCGUCGACACCCCGCAUGAUUUCUGGAACGCGCUGCACCAAAUCGGCGUGUGUGCCCAGACGCUUCGGCCACCAGCGCAGUCCAUUCCGAAGCAGACGCUCCACGAGACCCAUCAAGCGGAUCUCGUACAAGGAGCCCAAGCUCAACACGAAGCUCCGUCAGGUACACGCUCAAAGCCGCAUCUUCCUGGCCGACUCGCCUUGA
Molecule: messenger RNA, 885 nt
Organism: Phytophthora nicotianae INRA-310
Lineage: Eukaryota; Oomycota; Peronosporomycetes; Peronosporales; Peronosporaceae
Exons: 9
Coding region: 1-885 (294 amino acids)
Source: RefSeq, a predicted model, not a curated record